AUGGAUGGUACUGUAAUUUCCAAGAAUGGGGCUGCUUUUCAAAGCAAAGCCACACUUCCUGAUGGAACAAUUGAGAUAACAGACACUCUACCUAAACAAGAUUACUAUAAAAGUCUUCGUCGAACCAGUGCUAGUUCACCUGGUUCCCACUUUGCGAUAAAUAACAGUACCAAUGUGUACGAUGCAACAAGUGGUUACCGAAAAUCUAAGGCAAUUGAAUACAAACCUUCAGGCAAAGAGGUUCAAUGCUCUGUGCUUAUGCUUGAAGGUGUUGAACAGGCCUUCACAAUUGAUUCGUUUCUUUGGGCGUUGUGUUCUACUGCGGCAAAUAACUGCGCUAAGUUAAAACCACUACUCAAAUUGAUUUCACGUCAAUUCUACGCAGUCAGUGUCCAGGUUAAUCAUAACCCCGUCCAACUAGCCUCCCAAACCGCAACACAAACUCCUCGUUAG
This is a messenger RNA of Rodentolepis nana, 453 nucleotides long. The record is from the annotation of a GenBank genome assembly. Lineage: Eukaryota; Metazoa; Platyhelminthes; Cestoda; Cyclophyllidea; Hymenolepididae.